AUGGUGACUUCUGAAGGUCACGGUGAAGAGUCAACGACGACUCCUCGAGCACCUGACGAGCCGACGUUGAAAGCGAAGGAUUUCGAGAAGAUGAAGAAGCUAGGCGUCGACGAGGACGAGGAGGACGACGACGAGCUGCAUGAGAGCCACCAGUCCACCACCUCCUCACAUUCUUCCGGCGAUGGCGACGUGGACUCUUCGUCAGGUGACGAGACCGACGAUGAAGAAGAUCUGCCGGAGCAGUCGUUUCACGGAGUGCUGCCCGGGUCCGUGAUCGCCGCCUACCUGGCCGAUCCGGUUGCGAAUCCAGCCGCUCAAUCACUGUACACCAUGACAGCUUCACGUGGCGCUCAUUCGUUGUUCGCAACCGGUGGCGCCUACGAGGAAAGCCCUCGGCCUCGUGGCGCUGAUCAGGUGUUGACCCUUCGUCAACCACCACAUCUUGUCGACGAGAAACCCCGUAACUGUUAUUCGGCUGCCACCCCGUCCACCAGCAAUUUCAUCUCACUAGUCACCGAUUUUGACGCCUCGCUCGCUCAUCCGUCUUGUUGCAUGGUAACCAAUUUCGUCACAGUUUUUUUCGUAUCUGUUGUACUUUUCUGUGAGUGUGUACGUGUACAGAGGCGCACAGCGCCGAUUUACCUCACUACUUACCAGUUUAUUCAUUCUGAGGUGCAUGUACACACACGCACACCACGAGGUCGAGUAAAGUGGACAAUUUCGUGCCGGCCACAUAUCGAGGUCAGCCCCAUGUAA
This is a messenger RNA of Ostertagia ostertagi, 756 nucleotides long. The record is from the annotation of a GenBank genome assembly. Lineage: Eukaryota; Metazoa; Nematoda; Chromadorea; Rhabditida; Trichostrongylidae.